AUACUACAACUUAAAAUGUAGCGACUGACUGAACGAAAGACCAAGCGCAUUUUGGGCGUAUAGCCGGCCAAGGAGAUUAAAUCAUGAAGCUUGUGAUUAAUUCAUAAGAGAAACAAUAUCAUGACCGUCGCUAACUCCUCCGCAGGUUCUGUAAAGGGUGGCAAUGAGAAACAGAGAUUAGGUUUGCCAUUGCCGCCAUUAUCAACCAUUCUUUAUCACUUUGGUACAAGUGGGAUUUCGGUUGCGACCGCUACCACCAUUACUCAUCCUUUAGAUGUUCUGAAAGUAAGGCUUCAAAUGCAGUUUAUUGGUCAAAGAGGACCUUUAACUGGAAUGGGACACAUCUUUACGCAGAUACUGAAAAGAGAAGGGUUGAGCGGAUUGUACCUUGGGUUGACACCUGCAUUGACAAGGUCAGUUUUGUAUGGAGGAUUGCGUUUGGGGUUGUAUGAACCUUCAAAAUAUGUGUGUGAAAUGGCAUUUGGAUCUACAAAUAUCCUUCUUAAAAUUGUAGCUGGAGGCCUUGCUGGUUCUGUUGCCACUGCAUUGACAAAUCCUACUGAAGUUCUGAAGGUUCGCUUGCAAAUGAAUUCAGGGACCAACAGAGGUGCUAUAAGGCAAAUGCGCAGAAUCGCUUCAGAAGAGGGUAUAACUGCUCUUUGGAAGGGUGUUGGUCCUGCUAUGGCAAGAGCUGCUUCCUUGACUGCAUCACAGCUAGCAACGUAUGAUGAAUCUAAGCGAGCUUUGACAAGAUGUACUUCUCUUAAAGAAGGAUUUUCUCUGCAUCUCAUGUCAAGUACUAUAGCUGGUGUUACAAGCACUCUGGUCACGGCUCCCAUGGAUAUGAUCAAAACGCGUCUAAUGUUGCAAAGGGGAUCAAGUGGCAGGAACUAUAAGAAUGGAUUUCAUUGUGCCUACCAGGUCAUCCGCACAGAGGGUCCUCUUGCUCUUUACAAAGGGGGAUUUACGAUUUUUGCACGGUUGGGUCCACAAACUACAAUUACCUUUGUACUUUGUGAAAAGCUCCGUGAGCUCUCGGGACUCCGUUCCAUUUAGUUCAGGCGUUUUGAUCAAAUUUCUGGCGUAACCUGUUCCAAAUUAGAUUAGACAGGAUUGUUUUUGUCCAUUUUAUUUGGUGAUCUGAAGGGGAGUGACGAGAACAGCUCCUACACAGUUUUGCAUAGUCUGAUCACGUAAUAUUCUUUGAACAUAAGUUUUCUUUUGUCUAAGAUGGAAUGUUGUUUUAAACUUAAUUUUGAUUCAUGUUAUAUCUCAUUGAGUAUCCUUGGCUACUCAAUUUGUAAUUUAAUUACUAUGAGUUGGGACAUGAAGAGCAACUGUCAUGAUGAACUGUAUUGAUCUGUCCGUGCUUGCUGUAGCACCAAUAAAAGCAGUAGUUGCUGAUC
Molecule: messenger RNA, 1406 nt
Organism: Beta vulgaris subsp. vulgaris (sugar beet)
Lineage: Eukaryota; Viridiplantae; Streptophyta; Magnoliopsida; Caryophyllales; Amaranthaceae
Exons: 9
Coding region: 121-1056 (311 amino acids)
Biological process (GO): transmembrane transport
Source: RefSeq, a predicted model, not a curated record